This is a messenger RNA of Strigops habroptila (Kakapo), 10954 nucleotides long. RefSeq names its product ADCYAP receptor type I (gene ADCYAP1R1). Gene Ontology annotation, cellular component: neuron projection; plasma membrane. The coding region runs from base 735 to 2234 and encodes 499 amino acids. Gene Ontology annotation, molecular function: peptide hormone binding; vasoactive intestinal polypeptide receptor activity; G protein-coupled peptide receptor activity. Lineage: Eukaryota; Metazoa; Chordata; Aves; Psittaciformes; Psittacidae. Gene Ontology annotation, biological process: cell surface receptor signaling pathway; adenylate cyclase-modulating G protein-coupled receptor signaling pathway. The record is from RefSeq and is a predicted model, not a curated record. The transcript is spliced from 17 exons.
AUUGUCUGGGUAUGAGAAUCACACACACACACACACACACACACACACAUAGAAAUACAGGGGCGAGCACACUAUAGCCUUGACUCGCAGGCAGAGCAUCUGAUCCAGCCUGAAUACCCUUCUCUUCCCACACCCCACCCCUGCUUCCUGAGCACAAAUACUAAUCCCCUCUAAAAAAAAAAAAUAAAAAAAGAGAGAAAAAAAAAAAGUUUGCAAAUCUCCUGCCUCCCUUCCUUUUAUUUUUCCCCUUAGCUGUUUUUGUUUGUUUGAUUGAUUGUUUCUUUUUUAUUUUUUAAUUAUUAUUGCUGUUAUUUAGCCAUGGCAAAUUCCUUCACGGCCAGGACCUGGCCCAUCCCCUGAGCAGAGGCAGCCUGGACAUGACCGGCAGGCGAGGGAGGAGGAAUUUGGAUUCCCUUCGGAGACGCCGACCCCUCCUCCGCCCGGUGCGAGCCAGGCGGGGGGAGCCCGGCUCCGGCCGCCCACUUCCACCGCGGGCAGCCGGGGCUGGACGGUUCCGCCGAGGAACCGGCCCGUGUACCCCCGCCGCCGGCUCCCGCCCCGCCCGGCACGGCGGGGAUGCAGCAUCGCCAGCACCGGGACAGAUCCCUGCUGCAAUGAGAUCUGAGCCUUGACCUGAAGACCUUAGCCAAAAAUUCUGCAGAAAGCCUGUGCUUCAGCCCGAAUAGUAGUGUUAACAAGCAAAACUUGACUGAAGUUCAAAAUUAAGAGAGAAGAUGGCCUUCAAUUGGAAGAUCUGCUUCUUCACCCUGAUACUGCUUCCCAUGGUUACAGCAACCCAUUCCAACUGCAUCAUUAAAAAGGAGCAGGAGACUUGUCUGGAGAAGAUACGGAGGGCAGCUGCCCUGAAUCCUCUCAAUGACUCUUCUCCAGGUUGCCCAGGAAUGUGGGACAAUAUUACAUGCUGGAAACCUGCAAGUGUGGGUGAAAUAGUCUUUGUCAAGUGUCCUGCACUGUUCAGAUUUAUCAUCUCUGAAGACGGUUGGGAAGUAGAUAAUCUGGGUCAGACCCAUGCAGGUGAUUAUGACCUGCUGGAAAGCACAGCCCAGUCUCCCUUAGGGGACAUCAGCAGAAAUUGCACUGAAGAUGGCUGGUCUGAACCUUUUCCUCAUUAUUAUGAUGCCUGCGGCUUUGAUGAAAAUGAAACAGAGUCUGAUAACCAGGAUUACUACUAUCUAUCUGUGAAGGCUCUGUAUACAGUGGGAUACAGCACUUCUCUUGUUUCCCUCACCACCGCCAUGGUUAUCCUGUGUCGUUUCAGGAAGCUUCACUGCACUCGAAAUUUUAUCCACAUGAACCUCUUUGUUUCAUUCAUCCUUCGUGCAAUAUCUGUAUUCAUUAAAGAUGGUGUUCUUUAUGCUGAACAGGAUGGCAACCACUGUUUCAUCUCAACGGUGGAAUGCAAAGCAGUGAUGGUGUUCUUUCACUACUGUGUCAUGUCCAACUACUUCUGGCUUUUCAUUGAGGGAUUGUACCUUUUCACUUUAUUGGUAGAAACCUUUUUUCCAGAAAGGAGAUAUUUCUACUGGUACACUAUUAUUGGCUGGGGUACCCCAACGAUUUGUGUCACUGUCUGGGCAGUGCUGAGGCUUCACUUUGAUGAUACUGGCUGCUGGGACAUGAAUGACAACACUGCCUUGUGGUGGGUGAUCAAGGGUCCUGUGGUUGGAUCGAUCAUGAUAAACUUUGUGCUUUUUGUUGGCAUAAUUGUGAUACUUGUGCAGAAACUCCAGUCACCUGAUAUUGGGGGCAAUGAAUCCAGCAUUUACUUCAGCUGCGUUCAGAAAUGCUACUGUAAGCCUAAGAGGGCUAACCAGCACUCUUGCAAGAUGUCAGAACUAUCAACCAUUACCCUGAGACUGGCUCGCUCUACACUACUGCUUAUCCCCUUGUUUGGAAUUCACUACACGGUGUUUGCUUUUUCUCCUGAAAAUGUCAGUAAGAGGGAGAGACUAGUGUUUGAAUUGGGACUGGGAUCUUUCCAGGGUUUUGUUGUUGCUGUUCUCUAUUGUUUCUUGAAUGGGGAGGUGCAAUCAGAAAUAAAGAGAAAAUGGAGGAGCUGGAAAGUCAACCGGUAUUUUGCUGUGGAUUUCAAACAUCGUCAUCCUUCUCUAGCGAGCAGCGGAGUGAACGGGGGGACACAACUCUCCAUUCUGAGCAAGAGCAGCUCUCAGAUUCGGAUGUCCAGCAUAAAUGCGGAGAACCUAGCGACAUGAGCAGCUAAGGAAAACACAUCAAUCAACAAGCAGACCAAAAACCAUCCCUUUAAAAAAAAAAAAAAAGAUCAUAGUGUUGGUGGUGGUGUAGGCCUUUUUCCUUUCCUUUCCUUUCCUUUCCUUUCCUUUCCUUUCCUUUCCUUUCCUUUCCUUUCCUUUCCUUUCCCUUCCUUUCCUUUCCCUUUUCCAUCUUUUACUUUCCCUUUCUUUCACUUCCUUGACGUUUGUAGAGGUGAUAACAGCAAAGGAAAUGUGUAUAUAUAUCUUUUUAACAAUCACUGUAAAUACACAAGUGUACUCCAGGCCAUUAACAGAAAAAUGUUUAAAAGAUAGCCAAGCCUACCCACUCAAUGAUUUACAUUUCGGAGCAUCUGCAAGUAAUCCUUUGUCAGUCAAAAGUAACAGUGAUUGCACUGCAGUUGUGACCCUUGGUUGCCAAACUGAUACUAAUCUGUGAAUGAACAUGACCACUGUUAUUUUUCAUAUUGCUUUCCAUUUUGGUUUGGAUUGACUUCUUUCUUCGUCCUAGUCAAAUGCAUCUUAGCGUGUCCCUGUCUUUUGGCAUGUGAAUUUCUGCAGUGUUUCUCUUUUGAGUCUUAGGAUGGAACUAAUAUGCUUGGGUUAAUCAAACCAGCAGAUUCAGGAAGAACUCCAAAAAAUUAAGUUCAUGGCUGGAUUUAGUCAGAUGUUCCCAGUGGACUUAAAGAAACUUCUGUGCCAAUGUGAAGCUGCAUGGCUACCAUCAAUCAGUGUGGGGACUUCAGGCAAGAGAGAUGGGAUCAGCUUCUUCCUUACCCAGGGACACUUGUAAGAAUGCUUUAUGUUCUAGCUAAGCUGUGAAUUUUCUAAAAGGGCCAUAUAGUUGAGAUAUAUCUAUAUUUUUUGGCAUUGACUGAUGAUAGAUUGAUUAUUUGGAUUCUUUGAAUAAUAAAAAUAACUGUCCCCUCCUUCCCACCUUAAGAGCAAAAGUCAGUUCCAGGGUGGCCUUUCCCUCCAGAUAACCUUGAACCCUCUGCAUCUGUGUCCUAAUGUGGUAUGUUUUUGGGUAGUGCUGUCAGAGUGUGGUGCCUUUGCAACCUGGUUGACUUCUGUGUGUUGACUUUUCCUUGCCAUAGCAAGAGGCACAAGAAGGAUCUGGCAUGAUCAUCCUGGAACUUGGUGAGCAACUAAAUUGCACAAUAUGAAGGAAAAGUUAAAGAAUUUGGAUGACUUUCCACAUCUGGCAGUUUUCCCUGGUUUGGAUAUUCUGUUUGUUUAACCACCAAUGGUCUUACUGCUUUUCUUUGAGAACUAAAAUGUUCUCUCAACCUUUGCCUUGUAGUUAAAGCCACGACUGGUAUAUAUCUACUUCAGUUAAAUGUCAAUGAUGUCAAUUCUUAAAAGUCUUUAUACAGUGCAUAAAGGCUUUGAGGACCGUCCUAAUGCUCACUUCAUUUUGGAUUUCUGAACUGAUAUAUAUAAAAAAUAUAUAUAUGUGCGUGUAUGUGUAUGCAUAUAUUAAAAAAAAAUGGCAAAAAUAAAAAUGACACUUCAAAUGUUAAGUUUUGAACUGAAACUAAUAGUAACCAGGAAAUUUAAAAUUCAGGCUUGUUCUUUGGUGUUAGUUGACAGGAUUAUGAGCUAAAAAAAUAAGCGACUCAGAAUUUCAGUGUCAGCUCAACGUAAUCUUUUAAUUUCACCGGGUUUUGUUAGUUUAGGUAAAAAAUGGUUUAAUGUCAUUUUAAGCAUAGGUUUUAAAAAAUAAUCUUAGUUUCCUUAUUUUUAAAAGGAGAAAAAAAAGGUCUCAAAGUUGUGAAGUAAAUAUUAAUUAUAAUAAUGAUUAACACAUAUAGUGUUCUAUGGGACAUAAUCUGCUCUCAGUUGUAGCAGUGUAAAUGAAUGUAAAAAUAAUUUGAAACAGACAGAAAUGUUGACUGACGUCAUAAUGGUACAGGAUCAUGCUCUUAUGAGACACACCUAUAUCAGGUGAAAUUUAUCCUUGCAGAGAGGACCGACAAAACAGUUUAAAUUACUUACAUUACACCCCAGUAUCUUCAGUGAGAGUUCUAUGAUCCAGACACCUUUUUUUUUUUUCAAGUCUUUGCACUGGUUUGCUGCUCCAAGAGCAGAAUUUGUCCCCUUCUUCCAGAUUCCCCACAAAAGUAACUGAAGUAUUUUUAACUGAUAGAUUGGAGCAUCCUCUCUCAUUAGCUGCUGCUAAAAGCUGUUUUAGAAAGUUUCCCAAGGAACCAUGCACUUUGCAGUCCAAAAAGACAUAGAAGAUGAGGAAAGUGAGAUCUAUCAGGUAAAUGCGUAGGUAGACAUUUUUUAAAUGAGACUGUCUAAUGUUAGAUGAACUGAUGACAUUAGGUUUGUAUUUUCUGUAGUAUGGGCUUUCGCAAGGUAUUAUAUUAACAAUACUAUAAGUGUGUUAUUUAAGAGAAUAAAAAAAUAGAUUUUGCAUUAAUGGCUAGUAGUCAAUUUUCAAGCAUUAAUAAUUGAGAACUUUUGAGAAAAAGGUGUUGAAUUCCUGUCUCUAGUUGGAGACUUUUUACCAUGUUUCAGUCCAGAGCAAGAAGGUGUUUGGAUUUUUAAUUUUAUUUCUGUUGUUGUUGACUUUUUUCUGAGCUUACUUCUGUAUUCUGUUGUUUUCCUGGCUGUCCUACAGUGCUCUGCAACAUGAGUUGGUGGAACUCAGUCCAGUGUCUUGUGGGCAAAUGUUCACAACACCAAAACCACCCUUCAAUCACGCACACCAGAGAUCAGGUCCUCAGCUAAAUUAAAAUCAGCAGAGAAAACUGCUGUUAUCGUUAGAACAAAGCCACUUGACUUUGGCUUGGGAUUUGACCUCAGCGCAUUAUUAUUACUAUAAUUUUUUGGCAGCCUCAGCAGGAGAGGCCAAAGACUAAAUAUUCGCAAAAACUUGGACUUGCUCCUUACAUUUGUAGAGCCAAUGCUCAGAAGCAAGAAAAGUUGGAGGGCAAUGGAGGAGAAAUUUCUGCUGUUGCAGACCCUGUGAUUCGUGUUCAGCGGACAAAUUAAAUUCUUUGGUACCUUUCACCAGCACUGAAUUUACUGGAAGAAAUGGUAUCUCUCUGCAUAUUUAAUAUACACUAUAUCUCACAAAAAACCCCCUUCUUUUAUGAUUGUUUUGGUGACAAUUUGAAGUGCUGAUGCACUUGCAAAUGUGGCUUUCUUUAGUCACUUGAACUUUCUCAGUGUUACAAGAAAGGUCAUACUUCAGGUGUACAUAGUUAUCUAAAUCAGACCCUGAUGCCAUCAGGCAAAUUAGCUCUUAAGAAAUCUCUCUGUUGAAUGUAAGCUGAAGAUGCUGGAGACGCAUGGCCACCAUUCACAGUGGCUGUCAUUUCUAUUUGUUUCAGUCCAGAAGAAACCAGUGGGUGGUUUGCUUCUAAGUGUGUGUAAAUAUAAAUUGAGUGUAACAGUGCUUUGUUUGAUUUUUCACUGUGAAACAUAUUUUGAAGCUCUAAAGGCUAUGUUAUUAAAACCAGUACAUAAUUAAAACAAGUGUGCAGCGCUCCUUGAGCCAUCUUUUCUACCAUGUCCAUAAUGUAUUUCUUGUAUAAUUUUCUUUCUUUGCUUUUCUAAAUGUACAAAAACUUUCUGUGCUGCAGCUUUUGUGACUAUUUACUGUAUCUAACAACUGUUUGAUUAUUGACUUUUUGAUGUGGAGUGCUGGUACUACAGGACAAUUAACAUCCCAUUAUGAAAACUACAACCUGUAUUUCAAAGGACAAGGCUUGUUUCAUUGCUACAUGGUGACCCCACCUCCUUCUGCCUUCACCUACAUUUCGUAUAUCUUGAAGUCAGAGCCCAUGUAACAAAACUUAGCUGUUCUGUUGUUGCUGGUCUUACUUCAUAGAGGAAAAAUACCCAAGUUCCUCUGCCUCAUUUAUGUAUUUGUGUUUGAAAACCAGGUGUUAAAAUGGGGUGGUGGGAGAAGGGACAGAGAUGAAGGCAGGUGAGUACAGAGUCAAAUGCAAAAAAGGAGAAGUUUGGAAGUUAAAUUCAGACACUGUAUUUGAUGUCUAGCUCGUCCUUUUCAGCAGCUGUCCAUCAUUGCAACUAAAUAACUGUGUCUUGCAACUACAAGGCUAAAUAACAACCAGAAGUGGGCAGGAACUGGCUGUGCAGAUAAUUUGAAAUUACAUUUGCAAAUAUGAUUCUCCCUAGACUCUCUGCAUCGUCAAUGGCAAGUAUUGACCUUGCAGAAGGGAAUGCAGAGCAGUUCAUAGAAUCAUAGAAUCAACAGCCCGGGUUGAAAGGGACCUGGAAUGACUAUCAUCUCAUGAGCAUUUCAUGAGAAAGGGAGCCUAGAUGAGGUUAUCUACCACCCUCUCCAAUCCCAUCUUGAAAACCUCCAGUGAUGGGGACUCCACCAUGUCCCCGGGCAGGCUGUUGCCGUGAAUGACCUUUCUCACUAUAAAAUAUUUCUUUCUUAAAUAGAGAUGAAACCUCUACUGCUGCAACUUGUACCUCUUACCAGCCCCCAUCCUCUUUGUAGCCCCCCUUUCAGUACUGGAAUACAGUGAUGAGGUCCCUCCUGAGACUUCUUUUCUCCAUGAAGAAAAGACCUAAAACUCCUUCAGUCUUUUCUCAUUGAGCAGGUUGUCCAUCCCUUUGAUCAUCUUCAUGGCCCUCUUUUUGACCCUUUCCAGACUGGCUGCAUCUUUCUUGAAUUGUGGGGACCAGAACUGCACACAAACUAGUGUUAGACUUGCUCAAAACCUGACCAGUGAGAAUUUGAUUUUCUUCAGCAGUGAUAAAAGGAUUAGUUGCCAUAAUUUGCCUUAUCCAUGUCAUUUUGUAAACCCAUGACUUUUCAUAGUAUUAUAUCAAUGAUGGAUGCUUCUGCAUAGCAUAAUAGCUUCUGUGCUUGCAUAUGAAGGGCUAUACAGGAUCUUCGGUUAGCUCAAAGAUUCAUCUUUCUUUGAUAAAUAACAUGGACAAAAGAAAUCAGUAACUAAAAAUAUGCAAAGCCAGAAUGAUCAAGAACAAAACAUAUUUCACAGAAUUAGAGCUGUUGAUCUGUGAUCCUCAGAUGUUCCAGAACAGCACGGUGCUAUAAGGACACUUCAUCUGAAGAAGACUCUGUAAUUGCCAUUAUUUUCACAGCAUAUUACUCCCACUCCUGAGCUGAUCACCUCCCCUUUUAAGAUUCUGUAAGUUUUUUUGUUUGGUUGUUUUUUUUCUCACCUUCUCUUCCCACUGGAAACUUCACUCUUCAGGCAUUUAGAAACUAUUUUCUGAAUUCCAAAUUAAAAUAACGCCUGACUCAGUUAUGCUCCUUGUCACACUAAUCUUGUCUCCAGUUCCUUUCUCCCUUCCUCGAAUAUGAACACCUUUAUUUCAGACAAAGACUACAAAGAUUAUCUUUGAUCAUGCAGCUGAAAGAUAAGACUAAAAAUAGUCAUGGUAUUCAGCUGCAUUUGUUUCAGCUCUAUUCUCAGUUUGGGCAGCAAAAACAAUGCAAAGAAGCAAAUGCUGAUAUACGCAAAUCCAUUGAGAACAGCAGGAAAAUUAACUGGAAGCAGUAUACCAAACACCCUGAAAAGAAAUGUAAAAUUAAAAACUAAGAGAAAGAUUUCCAGUUUUUGAAAGUAUAUAAACAAGAUUUGAGUUUUGAGCAGCUUUCAUUUAGUCAGAUCUAAAGGGAAAUGAUCUGAAUCUUUUCCUUUUCCUGUUUCAGUUAUAAUCUUGCAAGAGAAGCGGUAUUGCUCUUUCCGGUCAAAUGGAUAGGAUACUCAUUCAGUCAACAUACUGCAGGAAAUCAACAUUCAAAUGGGCAAAAACAUACUGAUUGUGUCAGCUUGCAGGGUUUCAGUGCUCAUGUGUCACACUGCUACUAAAUCCCUACUAAAUCUGGCCUGUGAACCAUACAGAUACCAAACUUCACAUUAUCUUUCCAGCCCAGCCCUGCCAGAAAUUAGAUGUAAAAAUCUCAGAGGGUCCAGAAAAAAAAACCAAACCAAAAAUGUCCAGGGUGACUUUAGUAUAAACAGUGUCAAUAAAAGAAAUACAAAUAUCAUUCAUUUAAUUGGCUUUAUUUGCUUUGUUAUUUGAAAUUGUUUUUCAACAGUGUUUCAGAACAAUUGUUUAAGGCAAAGGUUUUCAACCUGUAGUCUAUGGACACUUCUGAGCACAAAGACACUUUCUGAAGUGUCCUUGAAAGACAAGGAAAAUAAGCAAAUUUCUUGUAUAUAGCAAUAUAUGUUUGUAAGGUUCCUGAAGGUUUUUUGUCUUUUGUAAUUAUGUGAGGCUCGCACAGAUCAAAAAAGGUAGAAAAGUACAUCUACAAACAGCUUAGGAUGAGUUACUACAAGCUGUUUUCCCAGGACAAUUUAGAUUACUGUUUUUUCAGCUUUUUGCACAUAGCAUCAUCCAGUCUUUGAUGAACCUCUCAAUGCCUCCCGUCCAACAUCCAAUUUGACAAAUAACUGUAGAAGGGAGAUAGUGAGGAAAGCAUGACCACUGUUAGUCAGCUGUAACCACAAGGAGUAUCUAUAUCGCAAUAUUACAGAAGGGCCAGGAUGUAAGAGGAGCGUAACCAGGUCUCUUUGCAACCUUUUCACAGUCUGUGAAUGAUUUGAGAAGACACAGGUAGAACAGAUACUGCAACCUGGAUGAAGCUACUGUACUUACCCCUCUGUUCUCGACAUCAACAGAAACAUUCAAGCUGUGAUUUCAUAGCUGCCAUGAAGUCCUAUGAAGCCUUCUUAUAUGACAAAACACAGGAUCCUAUUCCCAGAGGUUAUCCUCAUAGCUUCCGCAUUCAGUGGAUGUACCUAGGAGGUUCAACAAAUUAAGCUUUUCCUCCUUGGUUUGAUUAUGUGAUUUCAUGAUAUUAAGACUUUCUUCUUUGUCCCGAGAUAUUCUCAUGUGGGCAAGGAUUCCAGAGAAAUGUAGGGUGAUUAAAAUCAUCUGCUACAUGGCACUGCAGAGACAUAAAUAUGACUUCAGCAGAGCUGUUAUAGCAUGAAAGGUCUAAAGGGAAGCAAGACAGGGUACUAGGAGCAGAUAGAGCAGGAUGUAUGGGACAUCACAUGGGAUCCUGCUUGGCCUCCAGCUGCCAGACAAGAUUAUUGUCUCCUAUAGUUCUUAUGUUAUAGCAGUGAGCUCUGUGUGGAUAUCUAGGAAACUGAGAUAAACUCACUGGAUAGGAUUGUACUUCAAACUCUGAUAGCUAGACUUUCAUACCUGUGUGAAGGCAGAGUCUCUUGGACUCCUGAGUCUACAACUGUAGAAAUGUACAUAAUGCAAAGAUAGAACCAAAUAUCUGGUUUUACUUGAUUUUCUGUCUUAAAGAGUUAAAUAUCAAGGGCUAUAACGAAUAUGUGUCCCUUUCAACAUCCGGCACUUUCAGUAUUAAGUAUUCUGGCUUAUAGGCAAGAUCCUGUGUCACUAAGCAGACAGCUAUGGAGAUAUCUACAUCACAACUUUAGACAACAACAAUGAAGAUAUCUUCCUUUGAUCUAGUUUCUCCACUUUGUCUUUGUAGUCACAAGAGAGAAAUGAGCAAUUUUAGAGUGCAAGCAUCAAACAUAUUUCUAAUGUCUACUCAAGGGUGAGACAAUUCAUACUUUGCAAGUAUCUGUUUCUUUCCACCAGGAAGUCUAGCUGACCAGAUCGGAGACAGAUGUUGACACUGUGGAAGUCAACAUGUUGAUGGCUUUUCCCCUGGCAGCUUUGCCCUGUCACUGUUGUUCUGUUUCAUGCAUGCUGAGAAAUAAUGUUCUUGAAAAGCGUGGGGGUAGCUUCUGUUGGAUAUUACCAACCAUAUUUGGGGGAGGUGCAUGCCUAAUAAGGAUUUAGUAGGUCUCACCAAGAACAGUUUUCAGGAAAUCUUGUUCUUUCUGUAAGAUUAUGUCCACAUGACCAGCACUUCUGUGUCCAGAAACAAACCAUGGUAUAUAGUGCACAUGCAGUGAAAAAAAGUUGGGGUUUUAUCCUCUGCUUUUAGCACUCAGGCACAUGCAACCAGUUCAGAACUGCAUUUAAGAGUAACAUUAGGAAGAUAUGGAGUAUUCAGUAGUAGCUAAUGGUGCUCUGAUUUUAAGCUCCAUGCAUAUCUGUACUACAGAGCUACGUUCGGCUAAAUACACAUCUUACUUUGUGUAUGAAAACACACCAGCAGAGCUUGAACAAUGUUUUGAACCUUGCAGUCUUUCACCUUCUUAGGAUUAAAAUUGCAAUUUCCCAUUGGCUUUCUUUUGGGGAAUUCAUCCAUGUAAAGAAUUACUGUGUGAUACGACACUGUGUGAUAUGACACUCUUCAGUGUCUGAAAUGACUUAGGCUUCUGGAUAUGCCUUUUCCAGUGGACUUUGUGCUUGCCGAAAAGUCUCAAGAGGCCUUUGUGUACUGGCAUAAUCUGUAAAAAAAAUAUUUGGUGUGUUUGUUCUCUUUCCCUUCUUGUCAAUUUAGUGGCAAUGCAACAUGCUAUAGCUUUGAGAAUAGAAGUGCCAAGUUAUUGGAUGGAAAGUUGUAUUUUGGCUUUUGACUGUGUCAAGGUAAAAACUUACCAGCCUGUUGGGUCUAAUAGUGACCUUUUUUGGUCAAAAUUGGUUUAAUUGGUAAUGGGAUCUGGGGUUAUUCAGCUUUGUUAUGAGGUGGAAACACAGAUAUCAAUUGCUGCUUUCUAACCUUUUUGUGUUUUGAGAAAUUGUUUUUAACAUGUAUACUGCUGUAGAUGACACAAUAAAUGUAUUAUCAUUUUGUAUAA